CCGUUUUUGUCUGAGAUGACACGCGCACGCAACCCUCAAUUAUGUUUUCAGGUGUGCCCGUUAGCGUGAAAUCGUUCGGUUAAGUCUGCUGCAGGCUUAGAAACAGAAUCGGGAAAAGCGAUCGAAGACGGAGCAAAAAGAGGAGGAGCGUGACAUCUCGGACCGAGUUUUAUAAUCCUUUUAUCUGUAUUCAGUUCGAUUGACGAGUCCCGCCUCGCCGCAUCCCUCGAUUUAAAUCAGAUUUCAAUCCCAAUCAACGGGAGGCGCGGACUUCGCUCGGUAUGAAAAUUAUUCAGCGGGUAUUUCCGCGUGACCUGUUCGAAGAAGAGCCCGAGCCACGGUGUGGGGAACAAUUUAUAGACAAAGGGUGGCUAGACUCGUGUGUUAUAAUUAGGUGGGAUCGGCGCUACCAGAGCCGUGAUCAGUAUGAACCUGAUCAACAUGGACGCGGAGAACCGCGUGGUUCUCAAUGUGGGGGGUAUCCGCCACGAGACGUACAAGGCGACCCUUAAGAAGAUCCCAGCAACCCGACUCUCCCGGUUGACCGAGGCACUGGCUAACUACGACCCCAUCCUGAACGAGUACUUCUUCGAUCGACAUCCCGGUGUCUUCGCCCAGGUCCUCAACUAUUACCGGACCGGGAAGCUGCACUAUCCGACCGAUGUGUGCGGGCCCCUCUUCGAGGAGGAACUCGAGUUCUGGGGCCUCGAUUCGAACCAGGUUGAGCCCUGCUGUUGGAUGACGUACACGCAGCAUCGGGAUACUCAGGAGACACUAGCCGUCCUGGACCGAUUGGACCUUGACACAGAUAAACCGAGCGACGAAGAACUCGCAAGGAAGUUUGGCUUCGAGGAAGACUACUACGAGGGAACACUUUCAUGGUGGCAGAGGCUCAAACCGAAGAUGUGGUCCCUCUUUGACGAGCCCUACUCCUCAAACGCUGCGAAGUCUCCCGUGUUGCAGAUCAUCGGUGUGAUUUCCGUAUUCUUCAUAUGCGUGUCGAUACUGUCGUUCUGCCUGAAAACUCACCCGGACAUGCGGGUGCCAGUGAUAGUAAACAAUACGGUGUACAUCGGGAACAAGACGUCCUGGGCGUUGGAAAAGACGCAAACGAAUGCCCACGACGCGUUUUUCUACAUCGAGUGCGUAUGCAACGCGUGGUUCACCCUAGAGUUCGUGAUACGCAUUGUGGCGAGCCCCAACAGAUGCGAGUUCAUAAAAAGUUCGGUGAACCUAAUCGACAUGAUAGCAACUCUGAGCUUCUACAUAGACCUCGCCCUCCAGAAGUUCGCCGCGCAUCUGGAGAACGCGGACAUCCUCGAGUUUUUCAGUAUUAUCAGAAUCAUGAGACUGUUCAAAUUGACGAGGCACUCCUCGGGGCUCAAGAUCCUGAUCCAAACCUUCCGGGCGUCCGCGAAGGAGCUGACCCUCCUGGUCUUCUUCCUUGUUCUCGGCAUUGUUAUAUUCGCAAGCCUCGUCUACUACGCUGAGAGGAUUCAGUACAACCCGAAGAACGACUUCAAAAGCAUACCGCUUGGGUUGUGGUGGGCUCUGGUCACCAUGACCACCGUCGGUUACGGAGACAUGGUGCCGAAGACGUACGUCGGGAUGUUCGUUGGCGCUCUCUGCGCCCUCGCCGGUGUGCUAACGAUCGCCCUCCCGGUCCCCGUCAUCGUCAGCAAUUUCGCAAUGUACUACAGCCACACGCAAGCCCGUGCAAAGCUCCCGAAAAAGAGACGCCGUGUGCUUCCCGUCGAGCAGCCGCGGGUCAGAGCGCCCGGCGCCCCGCCGACCGGAGGUCCGGGAGGAGGUGUUCCUGGAUGUGGUCAACAGGCUGCCCUGCUUCCCCCGGGGGGCUGCGGCGGCGGGGGGCCACCCGGGGUGCAAAACAGACGGAUGAACGCUAUCAAGACGAAUCAUCCAAAGGACCCGUUCGCCACUAAAGCAGACGAAGGCCGAAGGAACUCGAAUCUGCGAACCAACGGGACCAAGACAUCCGGAGAUUUGGGUUAACGUUGACGAGGAGUCGAGUAUCUGCUGCUGAGACCUCGAACGCGAGUCCUCUUCUUGUAGAACUGGGGGCUGGACAGGGCGCAGAAUUUGGUAUAACAGGGAUGGCAAGAGAGAUUUCGAGAGUGUGUGUGUGUUUCCGUGCGGGUGAGUGUGCGUCUGUGAAGAUGAGAGAAAGAGUGAGAAAUGAAGAUGGCCUGUAUUACACGUAUGCGUCUGCGUUGAGAAUCGCUAGAAUACGAGGGACAGGGUAAGGACGAAAUUCCUUCGUCCCCAUCAGCCACGACGUGUUUAAAAAUAGUUACAAUUGUGUAUAACGAAAGAUUCGAUCGGUCAAUGCGGAAUCUAUAUCAAUCGUCGAUCGACCAGUGAAUCAAUCACGACCACGUAGCGUGUAGCACCCUCUGCCCCUCACCUGCCCCCGCCCCACCACCUUGACCUCGACCACUCUUCGCCCCACGCAAUCGACCCUUUUUAACGCCUUUCACGCGGCUGCGUUCGAAAACUCGUCAGAGCGCCGUUUUCAAAACCUUUUGCCGGAAGGUAAACGCCGAAGGAGCGUAAAUGCAUAACAAGAAAUUCCAAGAAAAAUAUACGCAACGAUUUCCGCAACGCAGUCGCGGCUAUAUCACUUUGCGCACCCUGAUGCCGCCGGGACCAAUUCAAAUGCCCCCCCCCCCCCAGACCACUUCUUGUAUCCGCCCCUGUCCCGCUGCAAUUAGCAUUUUUCAUUACGACUUAAUAUAAUCCUUGAAACCUGCAACCUGCACCAUGGAAGAACGGGAAUUCCGUUGAUUGUUUUGAGUCGAGUUAUGACCGGAAGAGAGAUAGGCCGUUGCUGUACAUAAACACACAUAUUAUACAUAUAGCUCUGCGCGACAAUUAAGGCGUGCACGUAAAGCUAGAGGGAGAAAGAGAAAGAAAGAAAGAGAGAGAGAGAGAGAAAGAGAGAUGGUACGUAGAAGAAUGCGAAGAAAGAAGUACCUAUCGUGAAAUUGUUAUAAGGCGAACAGUCCGAUGUUUUUUUAUAUUUGUAUUUAUACUGAUUAAAUGUUAAAUUAUACAUAUAUAAUAUUGCUGGUUGGCGAGUGCAUUUUAAAUAAAGGGAACAAUGAAUAAAGGGAACAAUGGAAUAUUCGGGUAAGAAAUGUAACACAGAAAAAACGUCGAAAAAAAUGACAAAAAAUUAAAAGAAAUCAAAAAAAGA
Messenger RNA from Neodiprion virginianus, 3217 nucleotides. Its product is annotated as potassium voltage-gated channel protein Shaw-like. Gene Ontology annotation, cellular component: neuronal cell body membrane; dendrite membrane; axon. The record is from RefSeq and is a predicted model, not a curated record. The coding region runs from base 427 to 2013 and encodes 528 amino acids. The transcript has 5 exons. Gene Ontology annotation, biological process: protein homooligomerization; potassium ion transmembrane transport. Gene Ontology annotation, molecular function: delayed rectifier potassium channel activity; protein binding. NCBI's taxonomy places the organism in Eukaryota, Metazoa, Arthropoda, Insecta, Hymenoptera, Diprionidae.